This is a messenger RNA of Penicillium samsonianum, 366 nucleotides long. Its product is annotated as Tetratricopeptide-like helical. The transcript has a single exon. The record is from RefSeq and is a predicted model, not a curated record. Bases 1 to 366 code for a protein of 121 amino acids. NCBI's taxonomy places the organism in Eukaryota, Fungi, Ascomycota, Eurotiomycetes, Eurotiales, Aspergillaceae.
AUGGCAGGGGCCCGCCUAGACCGCACACUUCAAAUUCCAACGGAAGACGGCCGGAUAUGCGACAGCCACCCCCUCGCGGACCUCCCCAAGGGCGGGGCCGAGGUGGCUAUCCAAUGGGUCCAGUGCGAGCUGCCAGCUCAGGCAGACCAGAUCGACCUGAUAGAGACUAUCCAGAUUCUAUGGGCCCGUCUAUGCCUCCACUACCAAGAAGCGCAACGAUGCCGCUCGCCCCAGGCGCUCCACUCUACCCAGGCCAAUCGACCUACCAAGAAACAGAUUACCCAAGUUCCAUGGGUGAACCUCCUAUGCGUCCUGAUACUGCGGGAAGCAUGCGAUCCCCACAAUCUCGUGCCCCCAACGAUAUAG